AUGAAGCUUUUCGCGAUCAUCGCCGGUCUUGCUGUGACUGUCGAGGGCGCAGUUAUCGAGAAUGGAUUCAAUCUCCAAAAUGUGCAGAAUGUUCUUCAGUCCGCUCUUAGCAUGACGUCGCGACCGACGUCAAAACCGCCAAACUUUUUGUUUGUGAUUGCCGAUGACCAGGAUCUACAGCUUGACUCAAUUUCAUAUACACCACAUAUUCUACGACAUGUUCGCGACAAAGGAACUUCCUUCCAUAAUCAUUUCGUGACAACCGCACUGUGCUGUCCCUCCCGGGUUAGCCUGUGGACCGGGCGCCAGGCACAUAAUACAAAUGUCACAGAUGUCCACCCGCCGUAUGGCGGAUAUCCCAAAUUUGUGGACCGGGGGUUUAACGAUAACUUCUUGCCCGUCUGGCUGCAGGAGGCAGGCUAUGAUACUUACUAUACUGGAAAGCUCUUCAAUGCGCAUACAGUAGACAACUACCAUAGCCCGCAUGUAAAUGGGUUCAAUGGUUCAGAUUUCUUGCUCGACCCAUUCACCUACUCCUACUUAAAUUCCACCUAUCAACGCAAUCACGACGACCCGGUCAGCUACGAGGGCGAACACACAACAGAUGUCAUUACACGAAAAGCUCUGGGAUUCCUGGAAGAUGCACUAGAAGGAGAUCGACCUUUCUUUGUAACUGUUGCUCCCGCGGCGCCUCACUCCAACGUAGAUCCAACGAAUAUUGAGAAUAGGAGCAAAGGAAUAACCAUGGGUGCGCCAAUCCCACUUGACAGACACAAACAUCUAUUCCAGGAUGUCAAGGUGCCUCGCACCGCAAAUUUUAAUCCAGAUGAGCCGAGUGGAGCCAGCUGGAUUCGAGAGCUGCCGCAACAAAAUCAAACGGUCGUGGACUACGGCGAUUACUUUUAUCGCUCCCGAUUGCAGGCCCUGCAAGGUGUGGAUGAGCUUGUGGACACCCUUGUCACUCGUUUGGAAGAGAGCGACCAGCUGGACAACACAUAUAUCAUUUACACCUCGGACAACGGAUUCCAUAUUGGACAGCACCGUCUCCCGCCUGGCAAGACGUGCGGCUUCGAAGAAGAUAUUCGCGUCCCAUUAUUCAUUCGCGGCCCUGGAGUACCUGAGGGCUUCGCCCAGGAUUCUGUCACGACGCAUAUUGACCUUGCCCCGACUAUCUUUCACCUAGCGGGCAUUCCACAUCGGUCUGAUUUCGAUGGAACGGCAAUUCCUGUUACACCCGAAUUCACGGGAACACGACACGAACAUGUGACUGUCGAGUACUGGGGUCGUGGAGUCCUUGAAGGGGAUUUCAGCCACAUUACUGGCGGCUCCACCUUUGCACCGAACAAUACGUAUAAGUCGGUUCGGCUAUUAGGACCUGGUUACAACCUCUACUACUCUGUGUGGUGCACCAACGAGCACGAACUGUAUGACCUCUCGACUGAUCCAUAUCAACUGCACAAUUUAUAUCCAAGCGAAUCACGAAAUAUCCAAGACGAGCCUCGUAUUUUGGGUCGAAGUCUUUCACAGGCUAUAAGCCGUCUUGAUACGCUGUUACUCAUUCUGAAAUCUUGCCAAGGUAAUACUUGCAUUGAGCCGUGGAAGGUUCUACACCCCGAGGGGUCCAUUCGUACCCUGCGUGAUGCUCUGGAUGAGCAAUAUGAUGUCUUUUACGACCAGCAACCUCAAGUAUCCUUUAACUGGUGUGAUUUAGGAUACGUUAUUGAGGCGGAAGGGCCCCAAGACCCAUUAACAACACGAUACGGUUUAUCAUGGGACUCCUGGGUAUAA
Penicillium angulare is the source of this 1788-nucleotide messenger RNA. RefSeq names its product sulfatase family protein. Gene Ontology annotation, biological process: phenol-containing compound metabolic process. Bases 1 to 1788 code for a protein of 595 amino acids. The transcript has 5 exons. Gene Ontology annotation, molecular function: arylsulfatase activity; glycosaminoglycan binding; N-acetylglucosamine-6-sulfatase activity. Lineage: Eukaryota; Fungi; Ascomycota; Eurotiomycetes; Eurotiales; Aspergillaceae. The record is from RefSeq and is a predicted model, not a curated record.